This is a messenger RNA of Tetrahymena thermophila SB210, 393 nucleotides long. RefSeq lists its product as hypothetical. The record is from RefSeq and is a predicted model, not a curated record. Lineage: Eukaryota; Ciliophora; Oligohymenophorea; Hymenostomatida; Tetrahymenidae. The transcript has a single exon.
AUGAAAUAAUACAUAAUAUUUUUAACAAUUUUAAUACAUGCUUUAGCUACUGCUAGUGAUUAAGAUAAGCCUAUAGUUGUGUUUUAUGAUUCUUGCGACUUAUAAAAUAACCAUAUUAUGUAUUAACAAGAUUCAGAUAAAGAAGAUUUAGAUACAGUUUUAAAUUAUCCUUUCGACAUCAAAGCAGUAAUCUUUAAGUAAAAAGGUUAAUUAAAAUUUUAUGAAAAUGGAUAACUGUACUAUCUAAACCAUGACCUCGAAUGCAUUGAAAAAGGCUAACCAUCUUAUUAUGAUCCUUAAGCUUAAAUUUUUAUAAAGCGAAACAAUAAGUUUAGGUCAAAACUACUCAAGAAAAGCUUAAAAAAAUAAAAAUAAGAGCACAUAAAUGCUUGA